GUUGCAAAAUGGCUGACACUCUCUUAAGCAAUCUGGACAAACUGCUGCUACAACUUGUUUUUCAGCUUGAACAAGCAUCUUACUCAAAGGAAUAUGAAAGACAACAGAUACAGCUAUAUACUGCAAACAUUUUGAGGGAAAAGAGUGAAAUCUGCCACCUACAUGAAGAAAUAAAUAAAAGUGAGGAAGCAAUUCUUAGCUUAUGCAGACAAAAUAAUACUAAUAAAGAGAACUGUAACAUCUGGAAACCAACAUAUGUUAUUUUGAAAAAACAUGAAGAAUCUUUACAGAAAGAACUUCAGAAUUACCAAGAAGCAACGGAAAAAGACAAAAAAAUGUACCAGGAUUAUAUGAAUCAAUAUCAAGAAGUUUUCAGGCAGCACCAAGCAAAAUAUUUAGAAACUACAAUUGCCCGAGAAUAUUAUCGUGAAAAAAAAGAAUAUGAAGAAAUUCAAGAUCAAGUUCAACAAAAUUCCAAAUUACUUAAGCAGAAAGAAGCUGAAUUGAUAGAUCUUCACAAACCUGGUCCUUUCCAGUCACUUUCUUCAUGGGCCACACAUAUUGCUUCUCUGCAGCAGAACACAAAGGAAACUCUUACUCAUGCAGCAGUUCUCAAGCAGCAAUCAGUUGAACUUGUCAAAACUGCAAAAGAGCUAGAAAAGAAAAUGAACUACUUCAAAGAGGUAAGUGCUUAUGUUGCAGUCUAUGUGAACAUGUCACUGCAUCAGAUCACAGUGGAAAACUUGUUCAAAGAGAGUCAACAUUUAUUGAAUGAGAAAGAACACACAUUUAAACCAUUUAAUCUACCUAGCAUUUUUCAGAAAUUAGUUCAAAGUGUGCCAACUGUGAAACCACUAUUUCAGAUCACAGACAGAGGUGCAGAAAAGAAAGAGGACUUGGCAGGACAGUCCAUAGUGACUAGUAUGUAUUUCAACCAUGUAGAAAAUGAAAAUCAGAAAUGUCAUAAUUCAGAAACCAAGAUUGUAGAAACAGAUUCAUCUAUAACAAAUGAUCCCAAAGAAAUAUCAAAUAGAUUAUUAGCUAAUCAGAAGAACACACUUACUAAACAGUGCUUUAACACUGAAAAUACAAAAGGAAAAAAGGCUGACUACAAACAAAAGGAAAACAAAUCAAUGGAUUCUGCAGUUAUAUCUCAAGAUAGGCAGACAGAAAUUUAUACUAAACCUACUGGAUGUUAUUCUUCAACAAGAGAUGAAGAUACUGCAGCAACUCCACGGCUAAUAACUCCAGAGCCUAACAUACUUCCAAAGACACCUGACUCUGGUGGGAUGAGAACUCCAUUUGAACUAUUUCCACCAGAAAGUGAAGGAUUACUGGCCAAGUCACCUGCUUUUUCUUUUCUUGCUGGAUUUACUUCAAAGACACAGUCACCUGCAUUUACUUUUUUUGAUUUUUCUGCAUUUGGAACUGAGAGUUCAUUAGAUCAGUCAGGUGAAAGCUGCUCUACUGGAAAUAUAAAUCCAAUUUCUCCACACAAAGAUAUUGGAGAUUUCUUUGGAAAAAUGGAUAAUGAAGACUCAUUUACAUUUGCAUUUCCAACACUUCCUUCUGCUCAGGUUUUUCAAGAUGGGAAAGAAGAUUUUAAUUUUCCCUUUGCUUUUGGAUCUUCUGAGCAAUCCACUCUAAAAGGUUUUCAAUCUGCCUCAGAAAACAGAAAGUCAUUUUCACUUUUCUGA
Molecule: messenger RNA, 1697 nt
Organism: Protobothrops mucrosquamatus (brown spotted pit viper)
Lineage: Eukaryota; Metazoa; Chordata; Lepidosauria; Squamata; Viperidae
Product: protein SIX6OS1-like
Exons: 16
Biological process (GO): oogenesis; homologous chromosome pairing at meiosis; spermatogenesis
Cellular component (GO): central element
Source: RefSeq, a predicted model, not a curated record